This is a messenger RNA of Styela clava, 3464 nucleotides long. The record is from RefSeq and is a predicted model, not a curated record. Lineage: Eukaryota; Metazoa; Chordata; Ascidiacea; Stolidobranchia; Styelidae.
ACAUGAAUGAUUUACCAAUAAGCGUACCAAGGUUAAAUAACAAAGCAGCUUAUGAUAAGAUUGCGCUGAGGCCGAAGAGAAGAGCCGCCGGUAGAUCACGAGGUGCUCAGCAAAAGCAUGUGAUUCGAGUAGAGGCACAAAUUAACGGAUUUCCUGAUUCACCAACCAUUGAAGAUGAAAAAGAAGAAAUAUCCAGAGAUAUUUCUCCGCCUCGAGCGAAGAAACCCCGGCCACCAAGCUUCUCACUACAACCACCCCAAGCAGAACAGAGCGCAACUGGAUCUGGAACGACUGUCACACCCAAUAGACAUUCUAUGUUUGGCAGAUCACCAUUGGGUGCGGCGCCGGGUAUGAUUGUUCCAACCUUAGAAGACAUGCAAAAAAUUAAGCUACGUAAACGACAACCAGAAUUGGAGCCCAAAACCACUGACAAAUCAACCAAAGAAAAACCAGUGUCGAACAAACCAGAUGCUGACAAGUCCAAACUAUCAAAGAAAUCCAAUUCUUCGGAGAAGAAACCUACCAAACAGGAUCAAAAGGGUCAAUCGGAUGGAGGUUCUUCUAUUUUUCCUUGGAAAAAUAAAUCAAGUACGUCGUCCAAAAGUCCGCCCGCCAAUCCGAAUGCUCUCGAAGACGCACAAAAAGAAAAUGAGAAACCAAAACCAACUAAGAAAAAUGUUAGUGCAAAAGACUCGAAAUUGGGGUCGGCAUCGAAACUAUUUUCGGGGAAUGACAAAAAAGAAACGACUAAAAAGAAGCCUUUUGGUUUGGGGAGAAAAGACAAAAAUCAUUCGGGUAAUAAUUCCAAAACAAAAAGUGAAAAUACAACAGCUGAAAGCGUCGUGAAAAUGGAUUUGUCGAGUUCGGAAAAGGAAAUUGAGGAGAAGACCAACAUGGAAUCGGAAAAAAUGAAUGCCCAUCAAGACGGUGGUGAAUCUCCUGAAAUUGUUGAAAAUGAACCGAAGCAAAAACAUAAUGUCAAAAGCAAAUACGCGGAUAUGUUAAAACUGGAAGCAGAAAAAUUGGCGGAAAAAAGAGUUGACGAUGACCAUGAAAAACCACCGUCCCCUAUAUCGCCUCUUGAUGUCGAAAAGAUGAUAUUUGGUGAUAGCUCGGUGGUGAUAACUGUUGAGCAUAACGAAAUACCGCAAAUCGACAAGCCCGACUCACCAAAAUCACCGCUUGAACAGAAAAUAUCGAUUUUCGGCGAAACCUUCAAACUAAAAUCUCCUGAUAAAGCGACAAAUACAUUCACUAUCAAUAACGUGACCGAAACAGAAUCUGCAAAAGAAAAAGAACAAGAUGUAACGAUUAAGAAGAACACAGUAGUUCAGGAGGAGAAAAAAGAUGAGCCCCUAUCGCCUGUUAGAAAAGUGACAAGUCCUAUAGAGGCACAUGUGGAAGCUAAGUCGAUAUUGAAACGUUCGAAAAGUCAUGAAUAUAAUGCGGAUAUCACAAAGCAUGUUGUACAGUCUGGUCAAUGCGCAAAGGUGGAAAAUUUGAAAUACAAAGACAACAUUGCUGAGCAACCGUCUUCUGAACAAAUAGAGGAAUCAAAAUCACAAGUAUCAGACAAAAUCACAUUGACUACAAAAAAGAAGUCGUCACCAGUAUUUCCCAGAGCUCGCAACGAGGAUCAAAAACAUGUGUUUGGUGAUAAAAAGAUCCGUGCAAAUACUGAACCAAGUGUAGGCAAAACAAAAGAGCCAAGUACAAACGAAGGCCAAAAGUCUACAACUAUCUCACCGAAAACGCCGACGAACCCAUUGUUAGAUGAACAGCCAGGAGGACUUUAUUCCCGUAACAAACUGAAAUCGAUUGGAGAUAGAACCGGAACUGAGAAAUUUGGGGAACGGAAAUCUGAAUCUUUCAAAGCCUCAUUGGUAACUUCGCCAACAAGGGCUCUGCGGGCCCGCUCAUUCAACGUCGGAUCGAACUCUCCUGUACAGGCUAAAAUUUUAGCAGGUCAAAAAAACAAAGCGGAAACACGUGAUACAAUAGAGAAAAUUCCGAGUUCGCGAACUUUAAGCCCCACAAAAGAGAAGCCAGCUAUUGCCACUAAGCCCCCGAAAACCCCGGAUAAAAGCCCAAUGAAAACAUCCAAAACUUUAUUUCAAGAUGUUGAAAAUAAUAAUAUAAAACCAACUGAAAAAGUUGAAACAAUCAAACAGCUUGAUAAGUCGGAAGAAAGUGAAGUUAUUGUCAAACCUGUUUUGCGUAGGAACACGACGAAAUCUCGAUCCUCUCGGGAAAAAGAUGACAAAAAUACGGACGGUGUUCCAUCUUGGAUACAACUAGCCAAACGACGAUCGAAAAUAUGGGAAGAUGGUCAGGCGAAAAAUGAAACUAAUUCAUCGUCUCAGAAAACCACGGCGGACAAGGCGCCCGAGAAGGACGCCGGUCGGCCGAAAUCCUUGAAGGUGACACUUGCAGAGUCUACCAACAAGCCGGAGGUCGAAGAAAAUGUAUCGAAGCCGGCGCCGAAAGAACGCAAAAAUUUACCAGGAAAAAUAACAGCAUCAAACACUGCAAGAUUUGAGAAGGAUACAAACGCGUCGAGGGAACGACCAAAUCUUCCGCAAAAAAAAUCCACUACGCCGACUUCUAAGUCAUCAAUAGCUCCGAAGGAACGCAAAGGCAGUUUGAUGAGCCCCGAUCCACCUUCUCCGACCUCUGACCAAACCAAUCGAACUGCUCCUAUCCCCAACAUCAGCAUGGUAUCCCCAAAGCAUGUGAUGAGCGGCUCAAAAGAAGUGAAAUCAGAUGGGCAGCCAUCUUGGUUGGCUAUAGCUAUGCGCAAACAGAAAACGUGGGUCAAGGAAGAAACAGUGUGAAUUUGGAAACGUGCUAUUUAUGAGGCCAGGAAUUAUCGCGAACAAUUCGACAAACAGAAAAUGUUUUACCAUAGUGAAAUUCGAACAUUAAGCUCAUGAUUCUAUGAUUGGAAAUUUUGGAGUUUGUAAAUAUGGUUCCCGCGUAAUCAGACGUAGUCUACUUGGUAUAGGUUUGAUAAACAGUGGAAUGUUGGCCCAAUUUGCCUCAAAAUUAAAUAUAUUUUGUGCAAUAAUAUUAAAGGAAGAAAAGCCUGAAAGAAAUCGGAAUGGUAAUUUGUAACCGAAGUUUUUGAUGUGGCUUUCAAGUACGUUUAUUUGUUUAAAUAUGACAUAAUUUACCUAUUUUAAAUAAUUCAGAUAUGGCGCGAGUUGUUCCUAUUUCCAAGGUCAUAUUUCUUACUCUAUCACAAUCUAUUCUAUACUAACUAUACAAUGGUAGCCGCCAUUGAUUCCUCUUUCGAAUUACCUUUACGUCACUAAUUCAAAACUUUCAUUCAAUAUUAUCUACUGCAUAGCUGCUCAUAAUUAUAAUUGCAACCUUGUUGAUUCUUAUUUUUGCAUUUUUUUCUUCUUUUUAGAGUACAAUAAUACUGAUAUUUGCGAUCAAUAAUACAACGUCGUACAUUGAAA